AAUCAAAUUCAUCUCAAAUGACUACUGUUUCAAAAUUGAAGAGCAAAAUGGGCUCUCUUGUGCUUGUCACCACCGGAGCUGGCCUAUUCUUUGCCGGAUUCAAUUUAAUCAAAGGCAAAGAUAAAUUCUAUGAUGAUUUUCUAAUGCCAAUUGCUCGGAAAGUUCCACCCGAAACAUCCCAUCGAUUAGCAGUAUUAGGAUGUAAAUAUAAACUUUUUAAUGGAUCUGGCAAAGAAGAUCCACACAUUUUGUCCACACCAUUCUUUAAUACUCAUCUGAAAAAUCCAAUUGGCAUUGCCGCCGGAUUUGAUAAACAAGGCGAAGCUAUCCAAGGUUUGGACAAAAUUGGCUUUGGUUUUGUUGAGAUAGGUUCUGUGACACCAGAAGCUCAACCCGGCAAUCCAACACCCAGAGUUUUUCGACUUAAUUCCGAUCAAGCAAUAAUCAAUCGCUAUGGAUUCAAUAGCGAAGGUCAUCAGGCUGUAUUUGAGCGCUUGAAUGAAUUGAGAAAAGACAAUACAUUCAAGGGAAUUUUAGGCAUAAACUUGGGAAAGAACAAAACUUCACCAAGUGCUCUAGAUGACUAUGUCAAAGGUGUUAACACUUUUGGACCAAUUGCAGAUUAUUUAGUUAUCAAUGUGAGUAGUCCAAAUACGCCGGGUUUGAGAGACUUACAGGGCAAACAAGAUCUAGAAAACUUACUCACAGGAGUUGUAGAGGCACGCAAUAAACUUCCUACCAACAAUUGUGUUCCAAUAUUUGUUAAAAUCGCUCCAGAUCUAACCAAAAAAGAUAUUGAAGAUAUCUCAUCGGUUGUCUUGAAAAAGAACUGCAAAAUUGAUGGCCUAAUUGUAUCGAAUACAACAAUUGAUAAAUCUCAAGUUAGCGAUCAGGAACUGGCCAAGGAAGCUGGAGGUUUAAGUGGGGCACCACUUAAAUCUAAAUCUACACAACUUAUUGCUCAAAUGUAUGCCCAGACGAAGGGCAAAAUUCCAAUUAUUGGUGUUGGAGGUGUAUUUAAUGGUCAGGAUGCAUUUGAAAAGAUCGAAGCGGGUGCUUCAUGUGUGCAAUUGUAUACUGCAUUUAUAUUUUAUGGUCCACCAAUUGUAACAAAAAUCAAAAACGAAUUGGCGGAGAUAUUAAAUGAGCAGGGUUAUAAGAGUGUUUCGGAGGUGGUAGGUAAAAAUUACAAAAAGUACCUUAGUAAGUAGUAGCAAUAA
Messenger RNA from Episyrphus balteatus (marmalade hoverfly), 1220 nucleotides. It is a transcript of the gene Dhod, whose product is annotated as dihydroorotate dehydrogenase (quinone), mitochondrial. The record is from RefSeq and is a predicted model, not a curated record. The coding region runs from base 18 to 1211 and encodes 397 amino acids. The transcript has 4 exons. Gene Ontology annotation, biological process: 'de novo' pyrimidine nucleobase biosynthetic process; pyrimidine ribonucleotide biosynthetic process. Gene Ontology annotation, cellular component: mitochondrial inner membrane; cytoplasm. NCBI's taxonomy places the organism in Eukaryota, Metazoa, Arthropoda, Insecta, Diptera, Syrphidae. Gene Ontology annotation, molecular function: dihydroorotate dehydrogenase activity.